CUUUUUAUUACCCUUUUUUUACCCCUAAUUUUACUUUACUCUAUGAAAGAACUUCUUGCAAUAUGGAAGCACCACGACCGCCAUUACGUCCUAUUAGGCGACUUCUCAUCGCAAAUAGAGGCGAAAUCGCAAUCCGUAUCCUUACCUCAGCUCGCGAACUCAACAUUGAAACCUACACCCUUUACUCCCCUGGCGACACAUCUCACAGCCCGCGCUCCACCUACUCCCUUCCAAUUCCAUCUGCCUCCACCUACCUCGACAUUCCAGCCCUCAUUACACUCGUUAAAGCCAACAACAUAGAUGCUAUCCACCCCGGAUAUGGCUUUCUGUCAGAAUCCUCAGAAUUCGCACACCGGCUAUGGACGGAGGCAAACGCAGUUGUGAUUGGGCCAGGAUGGGAAACACUUGCAAGAACUGGCGAUAAACUCGCCGCGCGCCAAUUAGCAGAGGAAUCUGCUGUCCCCGUGCUACCCGGUCUACACACUCCAACAAAUAAUAUAGAAGAUCUAAGAAGUUUCGCGAGGCAAGUUGGAUGGCCGAUCAUCAUUAAAGCAGUUGAUGGGGGCGGAGGCCGAGGAAUCCGCAUCGUGAGGGAGGAAGCAGGUCUAGCAGAUCUGAUGGAGAGAGCAAUGAGAGAGAGUCCACAGGGAUUAUUGUUUGGUGAGAAAGCAGCUAUCGACGGCUUUAGGCACGUAGAAGUGCAAAUUGUGGGAGACGGGCAUGGAAAUAUACGACACCUGUGGGAGAGAGAAUGUUCGGUACAGAGGCGAUUCCAGAAGGUUGUCGAAUUUGCACCAAGCUCUAUUAGAAACAGAGAGGUAGUGGGUAGAGUUAUCGAUGCUGCAAUGCGGAUGGCAAAAAGAGUGGAUUAUCUCUCGCUCGGAACGUUCGAGUUCCUUGUCCACAGCUCGAAACCCGAAUUCUACUUUUUGGAAGUCAAUCCGAGACUCCAGGUUGAGCAUACCAUUACAGAGUCAUUGUGUCCUGGCCUUGAUCUUGUUAAAGUCCAACUCCAGGUUGCAAUGGGACAAUCACUAGAAAAGCUACUGUCACACAUUCCACGAGAUCCUCGCAUCCCACCAGCUCUCAACUCAAUGCAGCUCCGUAUCACUUCUGAAGACGCCUCGGCCGAUUGGUCGCUGAGCAUCGGAAAGAUCUCAUCAUUCACUUUACCAGCAGGAAAUGGAAUCAGAGUUGACACUCACAUCGUGCCUGGUCUAAUUGUUAAGACGGAUUUUGACAGCCUAUUGGCGAAGGUUAUUAUCACGACAUCCGGUUGGGAAGAUAUGAUAGCAAAGGCCAAACGAGCUUUAGAAGACACAAACAUCAGUGGAGUGACGACCACGCUUGAUGCCCUACGUGGCAUCAUUUCUCACCCUGAUUUUGAAGCUCAGAAUUGCGAUACUCAAUGGCUUGAGAAAACCCUGCCUCGAGUUCUAGAAGCUGGGAAAACAUUCACUGCCGCCCUCCCUAAGCCCAUUGCGUCUUCCACGACACCUUCAGGGGUUGGAUUUUCAACCGCAUCAACAGGUGUGCCCUUCCGCAAAGGAGAUGCGUGGUCCAUCUCUCUGUCACCAGAAGGCGCCAAAAACGAAUCUCCACCAGCCCACCUCCUGCUCACGAAGGUCUUACGCAAUGAAUUUCCAACCUCCCUAUCAGCCACUAUCCUCUUUACCCCGCCAUCCGGAACUCCGCAGCCCUAUACUAUUUCAUUGGCUUCAACGACAGCCUCAGCGGGCUCCCUGGCCUCAGGUUCUAAGCAUCGCCGUGGUGAUGCGAGCAACCCAAAUCACAUCAUAAUCCCGUUCCCAGGGCAGCUAGUGGAGAUUAUGGUCGAUGUAGGAGAUGUCAUUGCAAAGAAUGAUAUUAUCGCUGUUGUCAAGCAAAUGAAGAUGGAGCUCGAGAUCCGAGCAAGUAGAUCUGGGAUUGUGAGCUGGGUGUAUGAGGGCGAGGAAGAGGAUGAGGUUAGCGAAGGAGUGUUGGUGGCGGAAGUUGUGGAGGAGAUCUCGAACAGAGCCAAGUUGUGAUAUAAAUAGAGCUUCCAAAAUAUAUGUUUAAAGUUUAGCUAUCAGGGACAAAUAAUCUGGGCUCCUUAAUAUCAAAUGUAUGUUUGCGUUUUGGGUAUAUCAUCCUCAUGGCGGAC
Molecule: messenger RNA, 2143 nt
Organism: Pseudogymnoascus verrucosus
Lineage: Eukaryota; Fungi; Ascomycota; Leotiomycetes; Thelebolales; Thelebolaceae
Exons: 2
Coding region: 63-2027 (654 amino acids)
Molecular function (GO): ATP binding; metal ion binding
Source: RefSeq, a predicted model, not a curated record